UCUCGCGACCUUCUGAGUUCGUUCUUCCGAGAUCGCCUGGCAAGACCAGUCUCCACGAGAACGCAAGUCCGUUCUUUGCGUUCUAGGAAUAGGUUGGUUUCACGUGACGUCACAUUGCUGCGGCGCGAAAUUCAGAUGGAGGGCAGGAAGUAAUGUAGCUGGAUCUGCUAUCUGUAAAAAUGCCAAUGUUUUGUGUAGUUUACGGCUGCUCCAAUCGUUCUAACCGAGAAAAAGGAAAGGGGUUUUACAGAGUUCCAAAGAUUGUCGUUCACAAAGGUGAGAGAUGUAAAAAGCUCACAGAACAACGACGGAAAAAAUGGAUUUUAAACCUAAGUCUGCGGCCGGGAGGAGCAGAGUCUGCUAAUGCCCGUGUCUGCAGCGACCACUUCGUCGGAGGCUGCCCUAGUGCUUUGGGUGACGUUGAGUCAGUAGACUGGGCUCCGACGGUCAACCUCGGUUACCAAAAAACUAAGCCCAGAUCAGAGGCAUCUCCUCAACGAGAGCAGAGGAUGAAGCUCAAGGAAGACAAACAAAGACGGUCGGAAUGUGCAGAGGCUAUGUUGGAUCUCCAACAGACAGCUGAGAGCUCCGAACCGCAGGAGCCAGCUGAGAACAACUCACAAUCCGAGGGCAUCAUUGGGAAUGAGACGUUAAAUGAACAAGGCUAUGUAGAUGCCAGAUGUCAGACUGAGCUAACAAUGGAUGAUAUUGAGAAGAUGGAGGAUAUUCUGAGACAGAACACAACAGACCUGGGAGAUCUUCGGACCAAAGCACUGGACGCACAGUUCACCCAGGAGUCUUUUGAAAAAAAUGAAGAAAAGACAAAGUUCUACACAGGGCUCCCCAACUUCUUGGUUUUAUUUUCGAUUUUUGAGCUGUGCGAACCCUAUAUCACAUGUGGUCCUAUGUCUGUGCUGUCUAAAUUUGAACAGUUCAUUUUAGUUCUGAUAAAGCUGAGACUAAAUCUCCCGCUGGAAGAUUUGGCUUUCAGAUUUAAGAUCUCUCUGGCCACUGCUUCUAGAGUUUGGCAUAAAGUAAUCGACAUACUUCAUGAUAGGUUAGAAUUUCAACUUGAGUGGCCAGAACGACAUGUACUUCAAGCUACAAUGCCAAUGGCAUUCAGACAGGCAUUUGGAUGUAAAGUUGCAGUGAUAAUUGAUUGUUUUGAAGUUUUUAUUGAGAAGCCCUCUAAUUUACUAGCCCAAGCUCAAACGUGGUCGAACUACAAGCAUCACCAUACUGUAAAAUUUCUGAUUGGCGUUGCCCCCCAAGGCUAUGUCACUUACAUAUCUUGUGCCUGGGGAGGGAGAGUCAGCGAUGAACAGAUCACAAUAGAGAGUGGAGUCCUAAAAAACCUGUUACCUGGAGAUAUUGUUUUAGCAGACCGUGGGUUCAAUAUUGGCGAUAGUGUGGGAUUUUACUGUGCUUCACUACAGAUACCUGCAUUUACCAAGGGGAGAAAACAGCUGUCAGCGUUUGAGGUGGCAGAAACUAGAAAAAUAGCGAAUUUGGGUAUUCAUGUUGAGAGAGUCAUCGGUUUAGUCAGAAGAAAAUACCAGAUUCUGCAAAGCAGGGCUAUGCCCAUAGAGCACAUGGCAACAAAACCAGGUGAGGCGCUAGCAAUGAUUGACAAGAUUGUGGUUAUUUGCUGUGUUUUAUCUAAUCUUUGCGAGUCUGUUGUCCCAUUAGAGUAAGGAGAAGAGAGGAGGGAGGGACAUCAGUCUGUUUAAGGGAUAGUUCACCCAAAAAUGAAAAUUGUCCUCAUUUACUCAUGUUGUUACAAACCCGCAUACAUUUCUUUGUUCUGAUGAACACAAAGGAAGAUAUUUUGAGAAAUGUUUGUAACCAAACCAUUCGUGGACCCCACUCACUUCCAUAGUAGGAAAAAAGAAUACCAUGGAAAUGGGGUCCAUGAAUGGUUUGGUUACACAAUUCUCAAAAUACCUUCCUUUGUGUUCAUCGGAACAAAGAAAUGUGGGAUUUGUAUUUUUGGAUGAACUAUCCCUUUAAUGUUUUCAAAUGAAAUAAUUGAAUCCAAUAAUCAAUUGUGCUGGUGAUAUGUACUAUAUGUAAUGAAACUGAUUCCAAUUUAUUUUUGAACACCAUGUUCUUGUAGUUAUAACAAUUGUUGUUCUUGUAAAUCUAAUCUUGUAAAUAAACCACCAUGUAUUAUUCUGUA
Paramisgurnus dabryanus is the source of this 2179-nucleotide messenger RNA. RefSeq lists its product as uncharacterized. The record is from RefSeq and is a predicted model, not a curated record. NCBI's taxonomy places the organism in Eukaryota, Metazoa, Chordata, Actinopteri, Cypriniformes, Cobitidae.